This is a messenger RNA of Xenopus laevis (African clawed frog), 1449 nucleotides long. RefSeq names its product spermatogenesis associated 2-like L homeolog (gene spata2l.L). The record is from RefSeq and is a predicted model, not a curated record. Gene Ontology annotation, cellular component: cytoplasm. The coding region runs from base 155 to 1399 and encodes 414 amino acids. The transcript has 3 exons. NCBI's taxonomy places the organism in Eukaryota, Metazoa, Chordata, Amphibia, Anura, Pipidae.
GAGCUUUUGUAUAUUAUAAAUACCGGGGACGUACACGUUUGGGAAGGUUGGUGUCAUGUAGAGAGUCGCCAAAGCUUUUUCUGGCAUUCAGUCACGCAUUGGUAGCAGACAGCAUUGUUCGCUGGGAGUCCCCGCGUUACUGGGAAGCUGUAGGAUGGACGAGGACAAUCUCCUAGCACAAUACCAGAAUUGGCUGGUCACUUCCUGUGAAGGUGGAGUAACUACACCAUGCAGUAUUACACGGCUACUCACGGAUCAUUUGCUGGAGGAGCCAGAGUUACAUGGUGCCCUGCGAAGUGAUGCCUUUUCUCUGAUUGCCUGUAGCAUACGACAGAAAAAGGGGUUGCACUCUGCUUUACAGGAUCUUGCUGAUGCCUUCAAUUUACUUGAACAGGCCUGUCUGCAUCUUUAUUUUACACCAUGGAGAACAGAAUUUCAUACCAUAAAAACAUACUCUGGACUGUAUGUGCAUGUUCUGGAAGCAGCUUUUCCUAAGGAUUCAAUCGGCAGGGUUCUUCAGCGGUUGGGCUACAAACAGGAAGAGGAUGGGCAGAGUUUUGUUAUGGCAGAGCUGCCCCCAAGAGAGACCUUGGCUGCAAUUGCACUUGGUUUUCUGGCUGCUCACUUGGAGUGUUGCAUUUUGUUAGAUAUCCUGUCAAAGAUGAGUUCAGGUGAAGUGACAGGGAUUGAAUUAAUUGGAGAAAGGAGAAGCUCCUGUGGAGUAGCAUCCUGUGUAAGGAAGCUACAGAAGUUGUCAACAUUACCAAUUGCCAAAAGUCCCAGCUGUGCAGAGACCUGGAGCAGUAGAGACGGGCUUAAUUUGUCCCAACCACAAUUCAAUGAUUUGUAUCAAAAGCCUUUUAGCCAACACACAAGGGGUCAGUGUAAGGAAAAGAUGAAAACCCUCCCACUAGUGGAUGAACCUGGGAAUGUGCCUACAUUCAUCGAGACCAAGACAUACACAGCUGGAAUCCAUUUGGAAUUUAGUUUACAUGACUGUGUGUUCUCUGACCUCUCACUCGAAUUUAGAUGCUCACAGUGUCAAAUGCAACAUAGUGCUAAGUGCUCCGUGACUGGAGAGUGUAUGUCAGCAGGGCAUAAUAUUUCUCAGUUAUCAGUGUCUGAGAAGCAUGAGGUAGUAAAGGAAGCAGAAAAGAAUAAAUAUAACCAGCAUUCUUGUCUACAGCCUGGCAAUCUGCCUCAUUACCGCUGUUCCUUAUGCAAGCAUUUGCACUACAUAAAUUGUGAGGAGGUUGCACUUUGUCGUGCACAGGGACACCCGGCAACCAUGAUAAUGUUGGAGAAGGAUCAGAGGCUGUGGCUACAGAAGAGUGCAAUGGACCUACAUUUAAUUCUCCUGAAUAUUGUCAAGCAGACAGGAGAGGAAAACAAAAACUAAGCUAAGUUUGUAAAAUUAGGAGAAUAAAGAUUUGCAGUGUGAUAAAACAA